Molecule: messenger RNA, 1104 nt
Organism: Aphis gossypii (cotton aphid)
Lineage: Eukaryota; Metazoa; Arthropoda; Insecta; Hemiptera; Aphididae
Product: zinc finger MYM-type protein 1-like
Exons: 3
Coding region: 1-1104 (367 amino acids)
Source: RefSeq, a predicted model, not a curated record
AUGUUUUCAGCUCGUGGUGAUGCAUCUCUAAAAAUACACCUUGAAAGUUCUAGCAUCAUAAAAUAUACAAGUCCUAUUAGUCAAAAUGCUAUAAUUGAUUAUAAAAUAGUAGACAGAGUAAAUGAAGCCAAAUGUUUUACAGUUCUUGUCGACGAAACUUCAGAUAUAGCUGGUAUCGAACAAGUGUCUAUUUGCGUUCGAUAUAUUGAUUUAAAAUGCCUUGAAUUACACGAAGAGUUUCUACAAUUUGUUCCAACCACUGAUGCAUCGGGAAAAGGUUUAUCUAAUCUUAUACUUGAUAAUCUUAAAAAGUUUGGUAUAAAUACACAAUAUCUUCGGGGUCAGGUGUAUGACGGUGCAGCAGCGAUGGCUGGAAAAUAUAAUGGAGUUCAAGCUUAUGUAAAAAAAGAACAUCCUUUAGCUUUAUACGUACAUUGCUCUGCUCAUUCCUUGAAUCUUGCCGUAUCGGUAUCAUGUAACGUUAGCCAAAUACGCAACUGUAUGGGAACGAUAGGAAAAUUGAGAGACUUUUUUAUGUUUCCGAAACGAAAAUCUAUACUUUCAAAAGCUAUUGAAAUAUCAGAAAAUAAUAUUUCUAAAAAAUCAUUAGAGAGAAAUUGUGAAACUAGGUGGAUUGAACGAUAUCAUUCAGUUAGCGAUUUUUUAGAAUUGUUUGAAUGUGUAGAAGAAGCUCUUGAAGAAAUUUGUGAGUGGGAUAAUACAGACACGCCAAAUCAAGCUGGCGCUUUCCGAAUUUCAAUUCUUCAACCAGAAUUUAUAAUUACAAUGGUUACUAUUUCGAAAAUAUUUGGACUUGGACUACCACUAUCAAAACAGUUUCAGAAAGUUGAUAUUGAUUUAAAAUUGGCCAUGGAUUUAGUUCAAGAUACUUUGAUCGAGCUAGAAGAUUAUAGAAAACACGCUCAGAAAAAUUUUGAAGACAUUUUUUUAGCUGCCAAAAAAAUUGCUGACAAUUUUAAUGUGACGAUUACAAUCCCAAGAAUUAAUAAAAGACAAAAAAGACUAAAUGGAUUGGCCAUGUUAAACAUUCAUAGGGGAGUUGAAAUUACUGUUGAUGAAGUGAUAGCUGAAUUAGCAAAAUAA